Messenger RNA from Klebsormidium nitens, 1203 nucleotides. The record is from the annotation of a GenBank genome assembly. Lineage: Eukaryota; Viridiplantae; Streptophyta; Klebsormidiophyceae; Klebsormidiales; Klebsormidiaceae.
ACGCGCGCACGACCUUGUCAGAUAAGAAGCCCUCGGCCCAUGCUCACAGAGGCUGCAGCUGAAGUCGUGACAAGUGCUGGCGCAGUGGCGGAACUGCCACUGCCACCAGCUUCUUCCCAGCUUCUUAUUGAUAAUUGCCUGGAGUACUACCGCUACCUUGGAAUGGGCGUCUUCAUUCAGACAGUCCCUGUCGGGCUGCCUACAGAGGAUGCAGCUUCAUGCAACGACUGUCACCUUGAAGUUACGGUGGACGACGGAAGCUCGAUCUGCAGAGGCACUAAUGAUGAAGACAGCGUCAGGCAGGCAGCCACUCCUUCCGUGUCCGGGGCUUUGGAUCACAAUGCUAAGUGUAUAGAGGGCACAUGCAGGUCAUGUGAGGGUUCGCAAAAGGUCAGGCAGGUUCUGAGCAGGGGUAUCAGCGCACCGCUCCUUCCGCAGACUAUCCAUGAUACGGUGGGGCAGGAGCGGGGGCUGCCCCAAUCUCUGUGGCGGACAGUUUAUGACGAGGUCAUGUGAUACUCGCAAUACAUCUGUCCUGUGGUUGUGGUCAACACGUUAUUGUUAGUGGGCCUCCUCGUGUUCCUCUGGCGGUAAAAUGAGUCUGUAUUAGCCACCCCGCCGCAGGAUAUAUGAGAUCGAUCCUCAAAGCAAAGAUAGUCAAAAUUUCAAAAUCCGCUGUUGAAUCAGGGCGUGUUGUUGGUUUACUUGCCCCUUGUCAACAUGGUUUUCCCUCAUGACGCUGCGAGCAGCACCUAGCAUCCAGCUGGAUGCUCGCAGUUGACACAGUAGAACCACGUUAACGAGGCAGGAGUGCAGCCUGAGGGCAACAUCGUUGUGCAACACGUGUACAGUCUGUAGACAUCGACAGAACACCUUUAUUCUCAGGAGAAUUGCUGUCCUCUGGGUCUAACUAAGUGAUAUUCUUGUAUUAAAACAGUCCCAAUCUGAUAGCAAGCGCAGGUUAAGCAGUUCAAAACGCGGCCGGUAUUCUGUAGAGUCUUGGCACAAUCCUUAGUGACUAGCUGACUAUUUACGAAAGGGUGGGGAUCUUACCCAAGAACUUAUACAAAGAGAAGUGUAAGUUGCACCACUGCAAAGAGUCAACAGCGGCCGCCGCAUAAGCCAAACAGUGGCCGCCGCAUAAGCCAAAUCAGUGUCAAUGGCAUGGUGCGCCCGUGCAACUUUGCUGAAUUGGUCCUUCCG